Prorocentrum cordatum is the source of this 2001-nucleotide messenger RNA. Lineage: Eukaryota; Dinophyceae; Prorocentrales; Prorocentraceae. The record is from the annotation of a GenBank genome assembly.
GGCACGACGGGCGGAGAGAUGGUUCUAGCUCGCAAGUCGGUGGCUGCAUCCACCUUCGACGCUAUGAGACACCCGAGCCGUCAGUUGUAUGCAGUUGAUCCGUGUCAUGGCUUCGCCCCGAUGACGCGGCAUCGCAAGACAGGCAAUUUGGUCGUGAUAGCCUUUUAUAUCGAACCGCACCACUCGAUUACGGGCCCAGUUCACGAGCGGAUGGUUGCACUCACCGCUUUCUUGGACAUGCUGGCGGACCCUUGGAUUGUCCUAGCAGAUUGGAAUAUGUCGCCGUGUCAACUGGCUGACAGCGGCUACCCUGAGGAGUGGGGUGGCUCCAUUCUGGUGGCCCCUGGUUCUGCAACCUGUGAAAAAGGCUUGGGCUCGACCAUUGACUACGCGGUGGUGAAGCGCGGCUGGGAGAUGUCUGUGGUCAUUCGCCAGGUGCGCGAUGUACCAUGGGGAACGCACUGCGGCCUGGAGGUCUGCGCGGGCGAGUCCCAGCCCUGGCGCUUUCGUGCUCUGGCACUCCCUGCAGAUUUGCCUUGCCCCCCCAGGCCGCAGAGACAGGCGGGCCCCAACAGUAAGACAUCAUUGAGGAAGAAGGCAGCGCUAGACCAGAGGCGCAACCAGUUGCCUGACACGUUGCAGGAGGUGUUUGAUGAGUUCACCCAGUCACAGGAGGAUGCAGCAGCGCCUCCAGUCUUGGUUGCAACGGAUGUUGACUAUGUGGACGGCGUCGAUUUUGCCAUUCCCCUGGAUCUCUGGAGGCGGCAUCAGGACGACGUGAGGAGCACGCUGAGCACUCCCGACGAGAAUGGCACGCUGGGCACCUACGACACGCAGGGGCCCCCAGAGAAGGCAGGCUCGCAGCGCCCGCCAGGGAAGACUCGCCAACUGGAGGGGGCCCCAGCUGUCUAUUGUGGGACGGUCGAGGAGAUCGAUGGCAUGCCAUUAAGGGGGGCGGGGGCCCCAAGAGCCCAUACGGGUGGCCACGGGCCUCAAAUCGUGGGAGCGUGCUCGCCCCCCUCGGAGCUGCUCGACAACGUUGGGACUGGCGCGGAUGGAGUUGUUAGAGAUACUGCCAUGCACGCGACGGAUCCCUCGAGAGACAAGUGGAGCACUCUCGACGUCAAUGACGCGCUGAACACCUACGACACGGCUGGGCCCCCAGAGAAGGCGACCACGCUUGUUUCGACCCACUAUGCCAAGUGGAUGUCGACCUUCGAGGCAACGGUUUUGAAUCAUCAUGCGGUUCCUGUAGCGAAGCAAGCCGCCUACUCUGGUAGAGCAAAUGGGGUUCACUUCCAAUGGAAGAAGACUGCGGCUUGCCCUGGACGUACUCAUAUAAAGCACGAGCCUGCAGAAUGGUGGGCUAUUACCUUGACACUGGUUAAGAAGAUUAUCGCGCUGUGCAAGCAUCAGAAGCAUGAGAACCUCGUAAGCUCCAACCUCGCCCUAUUGCAGCUGAGGGUCACGGGCUUCCACGGGAAGCGAGACUUACUGCUGCCGAAGGUUGAGGAGGAUGAGGUAUUCAGAUGGUCUGAGCUAGUACGCACCAUCACGAUCCUGGAUGACGAGGAACGAUCUGAACUCAUAUGCCGCACUGAGGCUUGGUCAGGCCGCGCUGCCGCUCAUGCCUCGUGCCAGUCCAAGAAGAAGUACUCGGGUUGGCUGGCCGACAUGUGGAAGGCGAAGCCUGGUGUCCUGCAUCGACAGGUCAAGCCGCAGGAGCAACAGCGGCUCGAGAUCUACAUCAGUGGCACGACGGCUUCCAACCCGAACCUGAUCAUGGAUGCGAAGCGGCAGGAGUGGGAGAAGGUUUGGACACCUCGCGAGACCAAGCAGCAGAUUCUGGAUGCUCUGGAUAAGGCUCGUCGUCGGAUUAGGGAGGAGCCCCCUGGUGCCAUCGAACUGGAGCAGCUGAAGCGCACCCUGUCUAUCAUGCCAGGCUCCAAGGCGAAGGGUGUGGACAUGAUUGGGCCACGGGAUAUGCUGCGUCUACCUGAG